Tremella mesenterica DSM 1558 is the source of this 315-nucleotide messenger RNA. RefSeq lists its product as uncharacterized. The coding region runs from base 1 to 315 and encodes 104 amino acids. The transcript is spliced from 2 exons. NCBI's taxonomy places the organism in Eukaryota, Fungi, Basidiomycota, Tremellomycetes, Tremellales, Tremellaceae. The record is from RefSeq and is a predicted model, not a curated record.
AUGUCCGUCUUUGCCCGGAUGGAGAAGCAAUUCAUCAAGUCGUUGGCCGGUACAUCAAGAGCGCUGGAGAUCACCCAUUGUGUCAAUCGCUUGUUCAGGAUGAGUAGAGUAGGGUCAAUGUUGUUGGUUUUCCAUGGGGAGAAGAGACAUACUGUUAGGAUAGCAGCAAAUCACUACACUUACACCGUCAUCACCACACUGGGUCGUACAGUCUUGCUACACCUCCCUGGGCCCAGUUGUACGCUGAGGAUGACCCCAGGCGAUGCAGUAGGUCUGCUCACCGAACAGCAGCUGCACAAGUGGGGAGCUGAAUGA